Molecule: messenger RNA, 3705 nt
Organism: Hippoglossus stenolepis (Pacific halibut)
Lineage: Eukaryota; Metazoa; Chordata; Actinopteri; Pleuronectiformes; Pleuronectidae
Product: olfactomedin-like protein 2B
Exons: 9
Coding region: 291-2447 (718 amino acids)
Biological process (GO): signal transduction
Source: RefSeq, a predicted model, not a curated record
CUCCAGUACAGUUUCUGAUCCCAGUCUGUGACUCUCUCCUCUCUCUCCUCAGCUCAGUGCAGCUCACACUGUAUUUACCGGUGGUUUGGAGGCGGGUCCGCUCCAUUGUCCGCUGCUUUUUGGAUCCAUUCACUGUAUAACACGCUGGUCCACAACCAGUGGACUGAAGUUUUUCAGCUUUGUUUUGGGGGAAGUCUCGUGUCGCUGCUGCCUGGACCUGCUGAUCUGCCUGAUCGUUACCUGGGACUACUUUCCUCUCGCAGUGCUGUUCUGAGUCUGCUGCAGGAGACAUGUGGCACCGUCUGUCUCUGCUGCUCCUGUGUUGUGCUCUGACCGGACUCGAUGCUCUGGAGGCGGACAGGAGCGACAAGAUGCCGCCGACCGACGCUCCGGUGGAGGGUCAAAAAGCGGAGCAGGACGCUGCUCCCUCCGCGGCGGCGGCCAACGCGGAGCCGGGUCCCCGAGAGGAACAGCAGCGGCCCGCGGGGAGAGACGCUCCUGCUGCGGGUGCAGAGGGGAGAGUGGAGCAGCCCACCGCCGAGCCUCUGGAGGAUGAGCUGGACAACCAGGAGAACAUCAUCAGCCAGUUGCUGGGUGAUUACGACAAAGUAAAGACUGUGUCAUCAGGCUCCGAUUGUGUGUGCCGCUGCAUUGUUCGACCAAUCAAGCGCUCUGACUGCAGCCGUAUCCCUGACAGUGGCCCAACAUCGCUGUCCCAGGAUUUUUACACUGUGGAGACGGUUACCAAGGGAACAGACUGCAAGAAGUGUGUGUGCAUGGUGCCGCCUUCAGCUGUCAACCCAUGUGAGGGAGAGUACAGGUUUAAAAAACUGCAGGAGGCCAGCAAGGAUGACAUAAAGCUGGCAACUAUUAUGGACUUGUUGGAGGGCUCUCUGUAUGGAAUGGACUUGUUAAAGCUCCACUCUGUCACCACCAAACUGCUGACCAAGAUGGACAACAUGGAAAAAGCCUUUGCACGUAACUUUACAGAGAGAGCAAGAGAGAAAGAGCGUGCAAAGGACAGAGCAAAAGAGAAGGAGAAGGAGAAAAAGGCCCAGCAGAAGAAAAAGAAAGUGACUGAUCUGAGUCAUACAGGACAGAAGAAUCGAGCCCCUGCCUCCGCUAACAAACAGAAGAAUAAUGACGUUCAGCUGAAGAAGAACCAACAGCAAGAUAUUCUGGAACAACAAGAGCCAACCAGCAACAAGACAGCAAGUCAAAAGCCAGUCAAAGAGAAGAACAGCAUGGUCGUCAAGGGCAUGACCUUCUAUAAGGCAGAAGAAGAGAGCUAUAAGACGAAUGACAGAGGUAGGGCAAAGAAUACGACUCUGACUGCACAUACUUCAUGGGACUUACUGAUUUCUGACCAGCUCCCACCUGACAGGACUUUCCCCAUCCAGGAUCCAGGACCUGCGCCCACUGUGAGCACAGAACCAGACGGCAAGGAGGCAUCAAGGAGAGUAAGCAGUCCAGCACCAACCCAGCCGCUAACCGAUCAUCCCACCACCACCCAACAAACCACCACUACAGCCAAACCAGCCCCCACCACCAUACAAGCUUCAAGUUCCAAUAUAAGUCCACCUGUUGAUGCGCCUCCCACGGCAGGGUCUCAGCAGGAACCCAAAAGACGACUUAGCUGGACGGAGAGCCCUAAGGACCAGCCGAAGACCACCAAAAAGCCUGGGAUGUGUAAGGACACAGUAGCCAGCCUCUCUGAUCCGGUCCAGCACAACUCCUACGGCCUAAGUGACGGAGCCUGGAUGAGAGAUGCACGCGGCCAUGGCAACGUCAUCUACCUAACCAGCGGGCUCUAUGGCAACAACCUGCAAGAGUUCAGAGACAUGGACACCUUCAAAUCAGGUCAGGCGAGUAAUUCGUACAAGCUGCCCUAUAGUUUCACCGGCACGGGCCACGUCGUGUUUAAUGGGGCUUUCUACUACAACCGUGCGUUCAGCAGGGAUGUCAUCAGAUACGACCUGAGGCACCGAUAUGUCGCCGCCUGGACCACGCUGCACGAUGCGAUACUGGAGGAGCAAGCUCACAGAACGCAAACUGAGGUGGAGUUUGCUGUGGAUGAGUCUGGCCUGUGGUUACUCUACCCUGCUCUGGACACAGAGGGCUUUCACCAGGAAGUAAUCCUGCUAACCCAACUCCAUCCCCGCGACCUUCAGCCAAUACGGAGCUUCCGCACAGGUCUUCGGCGUGGUCGCUACGGAAAUAGCUUCCUGGUUUGUGGCGUGCUCUAUGCUGUGAACAGUAUGGAGCACCGCUACGCCAACGUGACUUAUGCCUUCGACACGCACACGCUCACACACACCGUGCCGAGCCUUGCCUUCACGAACAUGCACGCGCACACCUCACAACUGGCUUACUGCCCAUUGGACAAGAAACUGUACGCCUGGGAUGAUGGACAUCAGAUGAUGUAUGAUGUCAUCUUUGCUUAUUAGCACAAUGAAUGGACACAAGAUGGAAGAAGUGAUGGCAACAGGGAUGGUCAACAGAAGGAUAGAUGAGUUCAAGUCAAAGCUGAGGACAGAAGAUUAGCUGAACAGAUCAAUGUUUUUUAUGGAUCAGUCUAAGUGAAUGUAUUUUAGUAUCAACCUCAACUGCUGCUCUACCACACACACCAAAGUCAGUAUUAACCAGCCAGGGCCCCAUUUACCAUGAUCUCUCUCCAGGUUAAGACGGUUUUCAUUGUACGCUCUUAAAUUUCCAUAGCAGCACUAUAGAGCUUCUCGGCUUCAGCUGUCAGGGGUGCUGGAGAUGAUACCUAAUACAUUUAACUUUCCUUAGCAUAAAGCCUGGAAUGUUCUAGUAUGAAAACGAAGCGUAACGAUCAGUGCAAAAUACAGCAUUCAGCUUGUUGCCCUUUAUAAUUCAUGUUACUGUAUAGAAGUUUAGGAAAGUAAAUUCUGAUUGAUUUAGCUGCUGUUUGAGCCAGAUGUUAUCUAACUUUAAUGAAAACUAAAAUAAAGCAGCAGUGAGUCGUGUAAACUUCGUGAAUAUGAACAAGACAGAAGUAGAGGAGGACAUCAGCAUAAUUUAAGGGAAUUGUUCAGUUAUUUAGUGCUUUUGUUCUAGUUUUGUUUUCUAAUCUAACCACUAUUGCUCAUUGUACAUAAAACAUAAGCAACAAUAGCAUAUAGAUGUAAAAAUGAACAAAAAUGUAAAUAAAUCAUGAAGGUUUGUUUUCUCCUACAGGUUCUGGAGCAUCUGAAGAGGAUCUUAUCCUCUUACAAAUGGGUUUGAGGUCCCUGUUAAUAAAUGAUCCCUUCUAAGAGCAUUGCCAGUUACGACGCCUUUGGGAAAUAUGGUUGUAAGGCUGAUUUUAUAAUCACCUUAUUCUCAAGAUGCCCCCAGAGCAGCACUCACAAUAUUAUACUUGUGUAUAUAUAAUCUUCUGGUAAUGAAAGAAGAUACAGACACACAAUCUCUUCAGGUUCAGUGUAUUAAUGAGUCUAUACUGUAUGUUUUUAUAAUGAAUGUCUGCCUAUUUACCGUCGAGCCUGUCAGAUAAUGUUCCCAUCCUGAGCUUUAGGACAGCUGGGAAUGGAAGCUCUUAACCCCGUUACUGUCAGUGCUUCAUGAUUGAAGCUCAGUCCUUCCAAACUAAUUUCACGCUAACACAUGCUCCACAUGCAGCUCCCCAGACAAGGUUGAUUUCAACUGCUGUACAACAAGUUAGACUUUUUGGUCCGUUAAUUU